Messenger RNA from Aquila chrysaetos chrysaetos, 1091 nucleotides. RefSeq names its product insulin like 5 (gene INSL5). The record is from RefSeq and is a predicted model, not a curated record. Gene Ontology annotation, molecular function: hormone activity. NCBI's taxonomy places the organism in Eukaryota, Metazoa, Chordata, Aves, Accipitriformes, Accipitridae. Bases 609 to 1025 code for a protein of 138 amino acids. Gene Ontology annotation, cellular component: extracellular region. The transcript has 2 exons.
CCUCUGAAGCAUCCUCAGUUGCCAGCUUGACAACGGGAUGCUUGGCAAGAGAACAAGGCAGGGGUAACAAAGAGGUACACAACCGCAGACAUCGCUGGAAGAAGUUAACUACCUUUUAGUUUGGGAUCACUAACAGGAAAAGACCCUGAAGUUGCUUAAACUGUCAUGAUGGGCACAACUGGGCAACAGGCUGCAGUAGCACAGCUGUAUGGGAAACACGGAGACAAAACGCAUUAUCUACAAAUCAUGUAAAAAAUACUCUUUCAUUUUUGCAGAACGUACACAUUAACAGUAUUGAUCUAAGCCUGUACCCUAUAAACAUGUUACACCACACAUGUUCCUAUAGUAAAGCAGCUACGUAGUCUUAAGUCGUCUUUAACACCUGACCGAAAUCCCAGCACAAAUCCCAAAGCACUUAAAACAUGACCGGAAACAAGCGAUUAACUUGUUUUUAGCAAACAUUAAGUCAUCCUCAGAACGAGCCAUUAUUCAGUGGAGCGGAUGGGCCGUCAGUAUAAAUGUGAGGAUUUCAGCGCAACUCCCCACCUCGGCCUCGCAGAUCCCUGCUGCCCCGCCAACACGCAGCCUCGGCGCACAGCGUCAGCAGAAUGAGGGGCACGGCGCUGGCGCUGGCCUUGCUCACUCUCCUGGUUGCAGUACGCGAAGGAAGAGGUGAAGGAAACACCGUGAAGCUCUGCGGGAGAGACUUUGUCAGAGCCAUCGUCUUCACCUGCGGCGGCUCUCGGUGGAAAAGGCAUUUGACUGAUUAUCACUACCUGUUUGAGAGUGAAAAUCCCCUGCCUUUCUCACAAGAGAACAACGGUUAUGCCGACUCCUCCACGUACACAGACCAGAGGCUGGAGACUGACGGCGAAGAAAUCCACAACGUCAAGCCUGAGACAGAGCGAGACUUGCAAGGCACCAGGAAAAUGUCUCUGCUAAAAAAGCGCGAAGUAGCCAAGCUGCUUACCACAUCCUGCUGCAGCAUCGGCUGCAGUGAGAGAGAUAUCAGUUCCCUGUGCUAAAAUGCAGCAGGUGCUGACAAGGUUGAAUGUCACAGCUUUCAUGUAUUAAAAUAAUCAUGACAUAAA